AAAAAAGGUCGCCAAAAGAUUACUAAAGAAUUAAUUCUAAAUAUCCUUAAAGCAAAACUAAACACAAAAACUGCUAAACCAAGUAAUUAUCAAGGUCAAAGAAAAGUUUUUAUUCGUGAAAGAGUUGCUUAUGAUAGAUUGGCUCAUAACUUGAAAGAAGAUUGUCAGACGCUAGCUAAAUUCUUCGAUGAUACUACAGAACUAAAAAAUGCCCAAAAGGAUUUAAUAAACUUUAACAAUCGGGAAGAAUUUGAAAGGAAUAAACAAAACUUACUCACUAAAACUAAUCAAGCAAUUAAUGGAUUAAGCGUAAGAACAGGCUCAAGCACUUAUAUUGGCGGAGUGUGCGAUUUUCGCAAAGAAAUAGAAAGUUUAAAAAGAGAUAUCGAGAAUGCUCAAUACGAAGAAGCCCAAGAAUUGGCUUUAAUAGAGCAAAAAGAAGGAGAAUUAAAACAAGAAAUUGAAGAAAACCAGCGAAAGGCAGCAAAAAAGAAAAAACAACUUAAAAUAAGUAAUUUAGGAGAUAACUUUAAUCCUAAUAAGCACAUUGAGGAUUUUAUUAAAGCCAUAGAGGAUAGUUUGAGUGGUGGAAAUACUCCGAAAAAUAACCCUUUUCAAACUCCUAACAUAAAUAGUCCGAGUGGUAAUUCCAAUCCUAGAACAGGCGGCAGAACAAGAAAUCCGCUCAACCCUUUCCAACAAACCCAAAAUACUUCUCAAGACUGA
Messenger RNA from Funneliformis geosporum, 726 nucleotides. The record is from the annotation of a GenBank genome assembly. Lineage: Eukaryota; Fungi; Glomeromycota; Glomeromycetes; Glomerales; Glomeraceae.